Messenger RNA from Capsicum annuum, 2166 nucleotides. RefSeq lists its product as uncharacterized. The transcript has 2 exons. The record is from RefSeq and is a predicted model, not a curated record. The coding region runs from base 342 to 1073 and encodes 243 amino acids. NCBI's taxonomy places the organism in Eukaryota, Viridiplantae, Streptophyta, Magnoliopsida, Solanales, Solanaceae.
GUAGUAACAUUAAAACAAAAGGGGUUGCACGAGGUUUGUGCAGUGCAUUCCCUUUUUCUCCAAAUAUCCUCUUAUAAAUAUAAAACUUUACCAUAUGGAAUCAUCAACCCUUAAUUAACUGACUGCCCAGCUUUUUACGUGCAAUUACUUCUUAGUGCUAGUGGAUUAUUCCAAAGGGAUCGCAUUGAUCCUGUGUGCCAAAUUAACCAACUGGUUCUCAUAGGAUCAUGCGAUCUCUUCGGAAUUCUCCAUAUUACCGGCUCUAAAUCUACAAACAAAUCUAGUAUCUAGUAUCAGUGAAUUCAAAACGAGUGUAAUUUACAUAGUUCGAGUUGAAAGCGAUGAAUUUAAUUGAAACUCCCACCGAGCAUGUACUCCAAUUGAGGAUGGAUUUGUCCACCAAGUCUAGAGUCCUGAUGGUUGUCAAGGUGCCCAAAAAGUUAAUCAAGUGGUGGGAAAUGUUUAACUAUGUUGAUCAGCAGAAACUGAUUGAAAUAUUAGGUGAUCUUACGGAACUUCUGCAUAUUAUCCCUCGUCCAGAUUUAAUAGAGGUUUUGUUGACCUUUUGGGAUCCAAGUAGUUUGGUGUUCAGGUUUGGGGAAUGUGAAAUGACUCCUACUUUGGCAGAAAUAUCCGGUUUGUUGCAUUUGCCCUAUAUCGAGAAGGAUAUGAUCCGAGCACAAAAUCAUACUGGCGUGAGAUUUUUGCAGUCUUGUGGUUUAAAAAGUAAGGGUAUGCGUUUGGUUUGUUUAAGUGAUUCGUGGGUUUCCUUAGAUUUUUUGUUCGCUAGAUUUGGGCCCUCGGAAGGUUUUGAUUGCUUUUGGGAUGAAUUUCAUAUGACUAAGGAGAAGUGGGAGAGAAAGCGUCUUAAAGUCUUCACCCUAGAUUUGUUAGGUACUUUAGUGUUUCCGCUAGAAGAAAGACGUAUUAAUACACGUUUGCAAUCUGUGGUGAUGGCUCUAUUUCAUAAGGAUCAAAAUGACAAGGGCAUUAAUCAAAAGGGCAGGUUCACUCUCAUACCCAUGAUCUUAACAGAAAUAUAUAAGGCUUUAAUCGAAGUGAAGGGGGGGUGAGAUUUUUUUAGGGCAGUAACAUGAUAUUGCAGUUAUGGAUGGUGGAGCAUUUGCAUGCGCCUUCUUUAGUUAGAGUAGAUGUGGUAGAUUGUUGUAUUCCCAAUCGAGUGAAAGCCAUGGACCUCAGGUUGCGUUUGGAUAAAUUCUCGCUACCCGUGGGAGUCGACGCUUGGAUUGAAUUUCUUGAUUCAAGAACCGGGGAUAACAUUUUGUGGACUUAUUUAUGGCUUCGACCAAAUAUAAUCCUGUUUGGUUGUCAAAUGCAGCUCCUUCUAGUUAUGUUAGGGCUUAAUUGCACUAGACCAUACAGUCCUUCUAGGGUAAUGCGCCUGUUGGGUAGGCCGCAGGAUGUGCCACCAGUAGUGGAUCUUCUAAAGGAUGUUGAGUACUUCAAGGACCAAGCCUUAGUUGAAAGAAAAUACAGCAGUUCUGGAAGCAUGCAACAAAGCUAGCUGUGGACACUCUCAAAGAAAGUUUGGAUAAUCCGGGGUACACUCAGGGAUAUGGGGUCUGGCUUCAAUCUGUCCCUCGGGGUAUCAGUCAACCCUUACCAACGCAGCUUAGAGGGAGAAUACAGGAAGAAUGCAUAGUUGACGACCAUCAGGAUGAAAGUGCGGGGUCUAAAGUGGAGACACUGAGAGUUUAGUUAGCAGAUUUGUUCAAGACGGUAGAGAGGUGUCAGAAUAAUCUUUCCAAGUGCACUCCUCAUGAGGCAGGAAUACGGGCCCAAAGCUUCUUCCCUAAUAUCAGGGUGUAUUUACAGGAUAUGCUACAAAGUUUGAAUGGGAGAAAGAGAACUUUACAGGCAGGUCCAUCUUAGCCAGGGUCAUCACGCAGAGCACCAGUCUGAAAGAGCAUUUCUUAUCUUUAUUCGGCUUGAGUCUUUUAUGUUUCUGUCAUUGUAGGGUGGCAUCAGUUUUAAGUCGGAGUCAAGUUGUUUUGGUAUUAGGAUCUUUAUCAGUAAUUUCACGCAUGUCGUCUUAGGGGACUAGAAUGUUAUUUUGUAUUUGUUGCUUAGUUUUUAAAGCGGUCCUAAAUUCGUUGCAUGUUUUGUUUCUUUCUUUCAUUAAAUGUUAUGAGGUUACGUCUUUCU